CUACAACACACACACACACAUAUAUAUAUAUAUAUACCUAGGUAGGUAUAUAUAUUGCCAUUGUUCCGUAGAAAGCCAUACUUUCUCCGUCUCCAUAUGACCAGCUACUACAAGAGUAUACUCAUAAGAUUGUCAUGCGGCAAUAACGAAGACAGCAGCGAUACUGAACAACCUGUUAAAAAGAGCAACAAGAUACCCCAUAGAAAAUCUAGAACGUCCCCGUUCCGCCAUUUUUUCGACAAGAUGACGAACAAGUCCAUACGCUUGGUUCCAGAACCAUCUCAACAACUCAAACUGGAUUUCCAAAAGCCCAUGAUGGAAUUAGCGAACUCGGAUGAGAAGUCCGCUAACGAAAUAUUGUUGGAGCAAAGAGAAGCCGACGAUGAAUUAUACGGAUCCAAGGAGCAGUCUCAGCGACAUGCUCCCGAGGAUCACUUCUUACGGAAUGUACACAUAAUCGAGAAAACUCAACUGCUGAAGGCCGCACGCUAUAUGCCAAAAGGUGCACACCUUCACAUUCACUUCAACUCCACCCUUCUCCCUAGCGUCCUCUUGGAUAUAGCUAAGGAGAUGUCUAAUAUGUACAUCUCGAGUCCAACUCACAAGCUCCGGUCAAAAUCUGAUUUUGAUAAUUGCGAGAUCGUAUUUAUGCUUCACGAUUUUGAAAAGACGUUGAAGGAGGACUUAGGCCAGGAUCUUGAUUCGCAGAAUGAAACACUUCUUGCGCUGGACUCCACAGGCCCGAACCUCUUCCGUGAAGACUACGAACCGCGCCAACAGAUGCGCUAUCAACACUUCCGUGCCAUGUGGGAUGAGGAACGAAAACUCAGACAGGGCUUGAUAGCGGCAGAAGGGGGCCAAUCAGACUCAGAUGAACCUGAGGUUUGGGAUAUGAACAUGGAAUGCGACAAAUGGCUUACGAAUAAGCUUAUAUUCACCAAAGAGGAAAUAGACAUCAUUUUCAAUGAAGCAGAUAAGCCCUCAGACCAAAAAAUCUACUCAGAGACACAAGAAGAGAAGGAAGCAAGGCAACAGAAAGCUGAGGAGUCAGGUUGGCCUAAGGACAUUGAAUUAAAUUAUCAAGCCAGCCCAUACAAAAACAUCCGAGAGAGAGCAGCAAGGGCAUGGGAGAAGUUUAACGGGCGUACAAGGAUGAUGAAAGGCUUGUUCAACUACGAAAAGGCGUUCAGGGCAUAUACUCGGAAGUGUUUAGAGGAGUUCGUCAGGGAGAAUGUUCAAUAUGCUGAAAUUCGACCAAAUUUCAUGAAAAGCAACCAAGUCCUCCGUGACAGCGGAUCAGGAGGCUUCGAUAACUUUGGGUUGAUGGAAAUUAUUGUGGAGGAAUACGAAAGAUUCAUGAAAGAUAUCGGUGACAUGGAUGAAAAUGGCCAGAUAAAGGAGAAUCGAGUAUUGGACUCAGAAGGCAAUCCAAUUUACCCAGAUAACGGCGAUAUCCCUCUGAGCAACGACCACAGACCAUCGUUUGGAGGUAUGAAGGUUAUAUACUGCACACCUCGAUCCUUUGCAAAGGCAAUGGUGAAGGACGCCUUACAGGAAUGCAUACAGAUGAAGAAGCGGUGGCCACAAUACAUCGCCGGGUUCGAUUUAGUGGGCGAAGAGUCUUACGACAAGCCACAUGGAUUAAGAUACUUCGAAGAUGAAUUCAGGCAGUUCCAGGAGAACUGUGAGGCAGAGGAGCUCGACAUCCCGUUCUUGUUCCACUGCGGUGAAACCCCGGACGAUAUCGAAGAUAACUUGGAUUGUGCCUUGGACCUCAAUGCGAAGAGAGUUGGUCAUGGUUAUGCUUUGCCUCAUAAGCCAGACCUCAUGGAGCAGAUGAGGGAAAAGAAUGUCUGCGUGGAAGCGUGUCCGAUUUCGAACAUGAUCCUCGGACUAACAGAAUAUAUGAAUGAGCAUCGAAUAUACGAUUUACUCGCCCAUGAGAUUCACUGUUCACUGAAUAGCGACAACGGAACCAUAUUUGGAUCUACGUUGUCACACGACUUUUACGAAGUCAUGGUGGGUAACCGAAAUAUGAAUCUUUAUGGUUGGCGCCAACUUGCUAGAUGGAGCUUGGAUCAUUCUUGUAUGAGCCAAGUUGAACGAGAACGGGUUUUAGUUGAAUGGGAACGACGAUGGAAGGAGGAGUUCAUCCCACAGAUACUAGAAGAGAACCCCGACUAUCGUCCAGCGAGAUUGGAUAAACUAGAGUACGCCAAGAGGAUUCAAAACACUCGGGAAGCUGAGGCUGAAUUUAACGCCUAACAAUAUUACGCAUCUCGGAUAUUCUAUUUAGUCAGGCUUGAUUAAAUCUCUCCUAAUGGGUUCCAGGGUUUGGAUAUUCACCGGUUACGGGAUACGAUUUAUUAUGAUAUUUAGAUUAACAUGAUGCGUCUAGGCUGGGGACAAUAGAGUCGAGUUGUCAUACU
Hypoxylon fragiforme is the source of this 2429-nucleotide messenger RNA. RefSeq names its product Metallo-dependent hydrolase. The record is from RefSeq and is a predicted model, not a curated record. The transcript has 3 exons. The coding region runs from base 97 to 2265 and encodes 722 amino acids. Lineage: Eukaryota; Fungi; Ascomycota; Sordariomycetes; Xylariales; Hypoxylaceae. Gene Ontology annotation, molecular function: adenosine deaminase activity. Gene Ontology annotation, biological process: adenosine catabolic process; inosine biosynthetic process.